Rana temporaria (common frog) is the source of this 3058-nucleotide messenger RNA. RefSeq names its product chloride anion exchanger-like. Gene Ontology annotation, biological process: transmembrane transport. Gene Ontology annotation, cellular component: membrane. NCBI's taxonomy places the organism in Eukaryota, Metazoa, Chordata, Amphibia, Anura, Ranidae. The record is from RefSeq and is a predicted model, not a curated record. Gene Ontology annotation, molecular function: oxalate transmembrane transporter activity; secondary active sulfate transmembrane transporter activity; bicarbonate transmembrane transporter activity.
CAUCAUCAGUAAAUAAAUGUGAAAGAUUUCUUCUCACUCUACUCACUUAAGAAACUACAGGUGCUUGGGAGCAACACUCCAGCCAAGCCAGGCCAUCCAAUACAUGGGAUAUUUUCUUGGUGGACCUAAUUGCUGGAGGACUGAAGAUUACAAAACCAACGGCUAGCAACAAUGAUAGAGCCCAUAGGUAACCGAUAUGUGGUGUCCAGACCUGUAUAUUCAGAAAACAGUUUCCAUGAUGAAAAUGAAAAAAUUCACCGAUAUCACAAAACAUUUCUGGACCAUCUGCGUCUAUUCUUUGGUUGUUCUGCGGAGAAGGCCAAAAGAAUUGCUUACACAUUUUUUCCCAUUGCCUCUUGGCUUCCUAUGUACCGAAUAAAGGAAUGGAUCGUCAGUGAUAUCGUUUCUGGAAUCAGCACUGGCCUGAUAGCUGUCCUGCAAGGUCUGGCCUUUGCCCUGUUAGUGAAUGUUUCUCCUGGAUAUGGACUUUAUGCAGCAUUUUUCCCUGUCAUUAUUUAUUUCUUCCUUGGUACAUCAAAGCACAUAUCAGUUGGUCCCUUUCCUGUCUUGAGUUUGAUGGUUGGAACAGCUGUACUCCGAUUAUUUCCCGAUAAUCCUUCUGAUCCAGACAUUGAUGAAAAAAGAGUCGUUGUGGCAGCUUCUGUGACAGUACUUGCAGGAAUCUUCCAGCUGGCAUUGGGACUGCUACAAGUUGGAUUUAUUGUCAUCUAUUUGUCUGAUUCCCUGAUAAGUGGCUUUACAACAGCUGCCGCCAUCCAUGUUUUGAUAUCACAGUUAAAGUUUUUAUUGGGUUUAACAGUUGAACCAUUCAGUGGACCUUUAGCCUUGUUUUAUACUUUGGAAGGUAUCUUUACCCAGAUUACAAAAACAAACAUUGCAGAUCUUGUUACAUCUAUUAUCAUCAUGGUUGUAGUUUUUGCAGUGAAAGAAAUUAAUGAUCAUUUUAAAGCAAAGAUUCCUGUACCAAUCCCAAUUGAGGUUAUAAUGACAGUCAUUGCAACUGGCGUUUCAUAUGGAUUUAAUUUUCAACAAAAAUAUGGUGUAGACAUUGUUGGGAAAUUAGAGAAAGGGUUUAUGCCUCCGAUGGCUCCAAGCAUUUCAGUUUUUAAAGACUGUGUAGCAGAUGGAUUUUCAAUUGGAAUUGUUGGCUUUGCUGUAGCCUUUUCUGUGGAAGUCUAUUCUGUCAAACAUGACUAUGUUAUCAAUGGAAAUCAGGAACUGGUGGCCUUUGGAUUAAGCAAUAUAUUUGGUGGCUGUUUUAGAGGAUUUGCUGCAAGCACCUCACUAUCGCGAUCCGCUGUGCAGGAAAGCACAGGGGGUAAAACACAGGUGGCAGGACUUCUGUCAGCUAUAAUUGUUAUGAUUGUCACUUUGGCUAGAUUCCUUCUGGAACCAUUACAAAAGUCUGUACUUGCAGCAUUGGUCGUGAUCAACCUAAAGGGAAUGUUGAUGCAGUUUAAUGAAAUUCCUAAUUUGUUUCGCAAGGACAAAUAUGAUUGUUUGGUAUGGGUGGUGACCUUUGUUGCUGCUGUCCUACUUGGGCUUGACCUUGGACUGGCUGCAGGAGUUGGAUUUGAGUUGCUGACGGUGGUGUUUCGUGCACAGUUUCCAAAAUGCUCACAGGUUGCAAAUGUUAUGGGAACAGACAUUUACAGAAACAGAAAGGAUUAUACAAAUAUACAAGAACCUCAAGGAAUCAAGAUCUUCAGAUGUCCAUCACCAAUAUUUUUUGCGAAUAUUGACUUUUUUAGGGAUAAACUCACUGCUGCUGCAGGGUUUAACCCACUUAGAGUAUUGCGCAAGCGAAAUAAAGCGCUGAGAAAGAUAAAGAAGCUGUUGGCUAAAGGGGAACUUCACACUACACCAAAGGGUGUGAUUUGUACAUCAUAUGACACCAAUGAAUCUGAUUAUGAAGAAAUAGACAAUAACUACAUUGAAGAAUUGGACAAGCCCAUUAACACUGCUGACCUACCCAUUGUCAUUGACUGGAAUGCAGAUCUGCCAAAUAAUAUCAAGGUUCCCAGGAUUGAUCUCCAUAGUUUAAUUAUUGAUUUCGGAGCAGUGUCCUUCAUAGACAUGUCUGGAAUGAAAGGCUUAAAAGCGAUCAUGAAAGAAUUUAUCAAAGUUGACGUUGAUGUUUAUAUUGCUGGAAUAGACAGCAAUCUUUUAGAAAAACUUGAACGAUGUGGAUUUUUUGAUGAUGACAUCACUACUUCAAUAAUUUUCCUAACUGUCCAUGAUGCAGUGUUACAUAUAUUCAUCAAGAAGAAUCUGCAAAGCAUAUCAAAGUAUAGGGAGUCCAAGGAAGAGAUAAAGGAGACAAGAUUUCAUGCAAUUGAAACACCAUAUAAAGACAGCAAAGCAAAUGAUUAUUCUGUAGUAAUUGGAUCUCAACUGUGACCUCAUGGAUCCAUCUUGCAAGCUGGCCAAAGGAAGUAGUUGCCACAGGACUGUUUUGUAAAAUUGUCAGAAAAUAUAUACUAAUCUUGGCAUGCAAACAUUUUUCCUGAAAGCAGACAGAUUGUAUUUUAAACUAUCCUUGAAGCUCAAAGCUAGAAAGUAUAACCUAAUAAUGAGAACCUGUAACUUUGAGUCAUGUUACCCAGCUACCACAAGAAAACCAAUAGGCACAGUAAGGUAUAUAUUUCCAACAAUACUUUUAUACAUCUAGUUGGCAAAAAAAGCCCAAAAGUAUUACAUAUAGCAAUAGUACAAUAAGCUAGACAUAUUUACAUAUGUCUGAUGUUUUAAAUCUCCAAAAUAAAACAAUGAGCAAAUUACACUUAAUAACUGUGCACUCAGUUCUGUUUAGUAUAGCAGAUUGAGUCAAAUGGGUAAAGUCGGAUAUAUAAACUUUGGUACAUCUGAUUUAAGCUUAGCUUUCUUUGUACCUUGAUAUGGAACAGUGGCUUCUACAGAAUCACACAGGUCAGUUAAAGAAAACCUUUAACCUUUAUAAACAUGGAGGCUGCCAUUGCUGACUUCUUAUUCCCUACGGGUCGGGAAAACCGGCCAUGUGUAUGCUCCCUAACAUACA